This is a messenger RNA of Colletotrichum spaethianum, 1941 nucleotides long. RefSeq lists its product as uncharacterized. The record is from RefSeq and is a predicted model, not a curated record. Lineage: Eukaryota; Fungi; Ascomycota; Sordariomycetes; Glomerellales; Glomerellaceae. The coding region runs from base 1 to 1941 and encodes 646 amino acids. The transcript is spliced from 2 exons.
AUGACAGCGAACGAGGAAUCGUGGGACCUCGACACCGAUGAGAUCCGCUCAGUCGACUCGGAAGAGUUGUAUGAGACCAGGCCCAAUCGUUGGAGGGGCAAGAGGUCAACAUGGUAUACCUACACGCAGGAGGAACGGCUCCUGUAUCGCUCCAUGGGACAGCUGCAGAAUCGUGACUUAUCAGUGCAUCUUUACAACGCAUUUGCGUUGAAACAUCGCCCUAUGCGGCCGUCAGCAACGGCAGAACCCGACGCAGAGGACGCCGAAACACCGCUAGAAGAAAUUGUCGACAGCGGCGAGUGGCGCCCGCCGAAUCUUUGGACGGCAUGGCCGAUGAACCCGAGGACUGUACCGGGCGACGAUUUCUUGAAGGAGACCCAUGAUGAGGACGAUGACUUCACCGUUCGCUCCAGGAGAGAGCAACUGCCCAGCACCGUCUUGGAAGAAGAAAUCACCGCCACAAUUCUGCGACAGGCCAAGGAGCGAUUUCAACGCCGGCAACGGAAAUAUCAUGAGACGAAAGCUGCCAGAACUCACGAUGAAUCGGCGCACGAGACCACGGGGGCGUCGUCUUCUCCAUCUGCCCAUUCCGACGUCUCAUCCGACAACGAGGACGCGCCCUCGGAUGAAGAAAACACCAAAGCAGAGCCCGAAGAAGACACGGGGAAACCAAAGCGGGCCAAGACCUAUGAGCCAGUCGUAUCCGCCAACGACGACCUCUCAGCAAACCUCCUCCGCCCAUCCGUCCGCCACAUCCUCUCUACACUCGACAAUACCCUCACCGCGCUGCACAAUUCCAGACUCGCCGGACUGAGCUACAUGACCGACUCAUCCGCUUCCGCCACCGAUGGUGACGCCUCAGAUGCCUCAGACGGAGUCAGUGUAUCGUCGGCGGUGUCGCGCGCGUCGUCUGCUACUAGGCGUAAGAAGAAGGGUGCUCCACGCAGCAAAGCGCCGCGAACGCCCGAGCCAGAGAGAAAUGCUACGGAAAGACGAGGCAGGCCCAAGAAGGCGUUGCUUCCGCUGCCGGGGGAGACCGAGAAGGAGAUGAAGAUCCGCGUUGCGAGGGAGCAGAAGAAGCGCAUCCCGUUCUCGUCGGACGAGGAGGACAAUGACGGCGAAAGGGAGAAGCAGGAGGCGAAGGCGGAGACAUCGCGGUCUAGGUCGCCGCGCAAGAAGCGGGAUCUGCCCCCCGAGGCCCGGGUUGAAGCUAAGAUCAAAGCUAGGGAGACAAUGCUCGGGAACUGGGGGCUGAGGGACUGGAGCGAUGUCAUCGGCGCGGCCUCCCUUGCGGGUUUUAAGCCUGAAGUCGUAGCCAGAGCGGCGCAGCGGUGCGCGGAUCUGUUCGGUCAGGGGAUGGAGAUGCAGACGCUCCUCGAGGGGCCGGCUUCUAAGGGACCGAAGCCCCAGAGGACUCGCUAUCUCCCUGGUAACCGCCGCCACGCUCCUUCGGUUUCCAGUUCGGAUUCCGAGGUUGAAAGACCUGUAUUGCGGCGCCGUAUUAUGUCUAGACAGAGCAGCCUUGCGCGGGACAGCGUCCCGCCGAGUGACUCCGAUGCAGCUCGCGGAAGGGGCUCUCGCGCGCCGAGUCGGGGCCGCAGCACAUCACGUACAUCCUCCGUUGGUCUUUUCUUCUGUCCCGUAGCAGGGUGUCAGCGUGCUGCGGAAGGGUUUGGCAGAAGGGCAAACUUGCAGCGGCACGUGGCGAGGGUUCAUCCGGGACAGGCCGUAGAGGUGGGCGACGUGGAGAGUGAGGACGAGAUGUCCGGUGCGGUGCACGUCGACGGUUUCUUGAAGCCUAUCCGGGCUAGGAAGGGCUGGAGAGCCGAGGAUACGGGGACGAGAAAGCGGAAGAGGCAUUAUCGUGGACGGAGAGUGAAUGAGAGUGGCGCGAGUGAUAGGAGCGGUGUUGGGGAAGAGUCGGUCUGGGAUUCCAGCUGA